ACAGAAGAUAGUGUACUCAGAUCAAUUUCAAUAAUUAUGGCUUCUUCAUCAUCAUCUGCUGAUUGGUCGUACCAUGUUUUCUUGAGUUUCAGAGGAGACACGCGAAAAUCCUUUACUGAUCAUCUUUAUACAAAUUUGUGUCAAGCUGGAAUUAACACUUUUCGAGAUGAUGAAGGAAUCCGAAAAGGUGAAAGCAUCUCUGAUGAGCUAUUGAAGGCCAUCGAAGGGUCCAAGAUAUCAAUCAUCAUACUCUCUAAAAAUUAUGCUCGAUCUAGAUGGUGUCUCGACGAAUUGGUGAAGAUCCUAGAAUGUAAACAGAAUCUAGGACAAAUAGUUUUUCCUAUAUUCUAUGACGUUGAUCCUUCAGAGGUUCGCAAACAAACAGGCCAGUUUGGUGAUGCAUUGAUUCAACAUAGAGAACGAUUUGGGAAUCAAAGAGUUAAUGAGUGGAAAACUGCACUCACUACCGUCGCUAAUUUAUCAGGAUGGGAUUUGCAAAUUUUGGCAAACGGGUAUGAGUCAAAGUUCAUCAAAAAAAUUACUGAAGAGGUAGUACGAGAAGUGAAUCGUACAUACAUAAAUGUUGCAAGGUAUCCUGUUGGAAUUGAUUCUCGUGUUAGAGAUAUACUUCUUUUAUUGCAAACUCAAACAAAUCAUGACGUUAAGAUGAUUGGAAUUUUUGGCAUGGGUGGUGUGGGAAAAACUACUCUUGCUAAAGCCACAUACAACUUGAGUUUUCAAAGGUUUGAAGGUUGUUGUUUUAUUGCAAACAUUAGAUCACAAGUUUCUGAGGGGCACAAUGGUUUAGCCCGUUUACAAGAGAAAAUUCUUUGCAAGACUCUCAAUAGAAAGAAACUUGAAAUAGAUAAUGUUGACGAAGGAAUAAGUUUGAUCAAAGAAAGAUUGCGAUCAAAAAGGGUUCUUGUUGUCCUCGAUGACAUAGAUGAUACUAGUCAACUAGAAUCAUUAGCUGGACAACGGAAUUGGUUCGGUUCUGGCAGCACGAUUAUAAUAACAACUAGAGAUGGUCAUUUGUUAAGUGACCUUAGAGCACACGAGAAGUACAAUGUAGAAACGUUAAGCUCUUUAGAAUCUUUAGAACUCUUGAGUUGGCAUGCUUUUGGUGUUCCUAUACCAUCAGAGGAGUAUAUUGAAAUAUCCAAAAGGAUAGCAAGCUAUACUGUUGGACUUCCAUUAGCACUUACAAUUAUAGGUUCUCAUUUGCGUGGAAGAUCCGUGCAAGAGUGGAGCGAUAAUGCUGAGAAAUUAAGAAGAAUACCCCAUGAUAAAGUUCAAAAUAUUCUUAAAAUAAGCUACGAUGCACUUGAUGAUGAUACUAAGAACAUCUUUCUUGAUAUUGCUUGUUUUUUCAUUGGACAUGACAAAAACGACACUUCUACAAUAUUGGAAGCUUGUGGUUUUUAUGCUGAAAUUGGAAUAAAAACAUUGAUAGAAAGAUGCUUGUUAACAAUAGAUGGGGGCAGAGUAUUUGAAAUGCAUGACUUAGUAAGGGAUAUGGGAAGAGAACUUGUUCGAAAGGAAUCGCCCCUAGAGCCUGGCAAACGGAGUAGAUUGUUCGACCAAAAGGAUGUAUUUGAUGUCAUUCGAGGCAACAAGGGAACAGAAGCAAUUAAAGGGGUGAUUGCAAAUUCUAACAUGUUAAAGAAUGUGGCUUUCAGUACCAAGAUAUUCAGAAAGAUGGAAAAUUUACGAAUACUCAUAUUGAAUGGUGUGUGUCUCGAAGGAUCCUUCAAAUAUUUUCCCAAUGAGAUUACAUUUUGUAGGUUGCACAAUUGUCAAUUACUGAGUCCCGUACAAACUGAUUUUCGCAUUGACAAACUUGUUGUCUUUGACUUCCAAGGUAGCAAUAUCAAAGAAUUUCGACCCAAUAUGCAGCACUUUAGAUGCUUGAAAAUCUUAAAGUUUGAUGGUUGUGAACAACUCAAGGAAACACCAAACUUUACUGGAGCACAAAGUCUUCAGAAAGUAUCCUUUAUAAGUUGUUCAAAUUUGGUCAUGGUGCACCGGUCAAUAGGAAGUUUGGACAAACUUGUUGAGUUAUAUUUCUGGGAUUGCGAGAAACUUAAGGAGCUUCCAAGUAGUAUUUGCAAGUUAAAAUCACUUGAGAUUUUAUUUGUACAAACUUGUAGAAAACUCAAAGAGCUUCCAAUUGACUUGGGAAAAUUAGAACAACUAAGAGAUUUAACUGUUGCCACAACUGCCAUCUCACAUAUACCCUUUUCUUUGGGUUGUUUGAGGAAUCUAAAGUUCCUAACCCUUGAAGGUAAUAAGGGUUUUGUACCAUCAAAAUCAAAAUCUCAACUUCAUGGCAUCUUAUCACCUCAUUUGUGGUCAAGAAGAACCCUUGAUCCUGUUACCUUUUUUCCACCUUCAGUUGCAAAUUUAUGUUCAUUGAAACGUCUGGAUAUCUCUCUGAACUAUCUGCAUGAAGUAGAUCUUCCUGUUGCUAUUGGGAAUAUGUCAUCAUUGAACAAUUUAGAUUUAUCAUCAAGUUACAAUCUCCAUAACUUACCCUUUAGCCUUUGUCACCUUUCCAAUUUGGAAACACUCUACUUGGACAAUUCGCGAAAUCUUAGAGCAUUACUAGAACUUCCUCCUAGUUUGAAGAGUCUCUCUGCAAAAAACUGUGUCUCAUUGAAAAGAAUAGCAGAUGUAUCAAACUUGAAAAGGCUUAAAUGGUUGUACAUUCCCAACUGUGAAAGCCUGGUAGAGCUCCCUGGCCUGGAGAAUCUUGAAUCCUUAAUAGAGCUUGACUUGACAAAUUGCACUUCUUUGACUAUUCUCUGCAACUAUUUGCAUGAAGUAGAUCUUCCAAUUUCUCUCAGGAGUUUGUCAUCAUUGAAAGAAUUAUAUUUAACCCGAAGUUGCUCUCUUCGGUACUUUCCCUUUAGUUUCUGUCAUCUAUCGGGUUUGAAAAACCUCUACUUGGACGAUUUGCAUAAUCUUAGAGCACUUCCACAACUUCCUCCUAGCUUGGAGUCUCUCUCUGCAAAAAAUUGUGGGUCCUUGGAGAAAAUAGCCGAUAUGUCAAACUUGAAAAGGCUCUAUCAUUUGUGGAUUCCCAACUGCAAUGGUUUGACUAUUCCUUUCAACUAUUUGCAUGAAGUUCUUGGGAGUUUGUACUCAUUGAAAGAGUUAGAUUUAAUGGGAAGUUGCUCUCCUAAAAGCUUACCCUUCAACCUUCGUUGUCUUUCUAAUUUGAGAAGACUGUAUCUGGACGAUUGGCAGAAUCUCAAAGUAAUUCAAGAACUUCCUCCUAGUUUGGUGAUACUCUCUGCAGGAAACUGUGGGUCAUUGGAAAAAAUAGUAGGUAUAUCAAACUUGAAAGGACUGGAACAAUUGCAUGUUCCCAACUGCAAACGGUUGGCUGAGCUUCCAGGUCUAGAGAACCUGGAAUCCUUGCGAAAUCUUGAGGUGACAAAUUGCACUGCUUUGAGGAUUCCUCUGAUUGAAAACUGGUUGCAGGCAUGUUGUGAAGGUGACAGUGUCAAGAUUUCGGUUGGAGUAACUGAUAGGAAUGUCAUUUGCAUUCUUCCAACGUUUUCGAAGUAUAGAUUCGUCUAUAUGCAUUCGGAUGGCUUUCAUUUUGGUGACUGCAAUGGAGUUCGCAUAGCUACCAGAAGCAAAACCAGUGGUGCCUCAGCUUGGGUUGGAGAUGAAGAAUUGGAAUGCAGUGUGGAUCAGAAGAGGAAGUAUGGAAGAGUUGAUUUUGAGGUGGCAGUAAUGGUGGGGGAAGUAGUGGAGGUGUUUGCAGAAUUCCAUCAUUUGCAUACACUUUUUUUAUUUGAAAUGCACAGAAACAGUGAUGGACAACUGCGCUUCUUUCCAUCCACAAGGCCUUUGCUGCAAUUUGAUCAACCUCAACUACAACUGGGAGAGUAGCAUCAUGUUUGGGGUUAGCAACAACUAACCAUCAACUCUGGGGUGACGAGGAAAACUCGCAGAUACUAUCUGAUGGUGUGUUAAAUUUUAUAAGACGGGUUGAACCAAAAGGGUGUUCGCAAUAAUCAAUUAAACUAGUGGUCUUCUC
Ipomoea nil (Japanese morning glory) is the source of this 4051-nucleotide messenger RNA. RefSeq names its product TMV resistance protein N-like. Gene Ontology annotation, biological process: defense response; signal transduction. NCBI's taxonomy places the organism in Eukaryota, Viridiplantae, Streptophyta, Magnoliopsida, Solanales, Convolvulaceae. The transcript is spliced from 5 exons. Gene Ontology annotation, molecular function: ADP binding; ATP hydrolysis activity. The record is from RefSeq and is a predicted model, not a curated record. The coding region runs from base 37 to 3903 and encodes 1288 amino acids.